AUGCAUGCUGCUUAUCCUCGUGUGACAUGCAGACCUAUGUUAAAACGAGAUCAUGAGAGGAUUGCCAACCUAAACAACAUCUGCAACUGCAACAACGUAGAGGCCAUCCAGAUGCUACGGAUGAGAAGAGCCCCUUUCUAUGCACUUGUGAAAUCGUUCAGGGAAAGAGGACGGCUGACUGAUAGCAUCCACACAUCUGUCGAAGAACAAGUCGCAGUGUUUCUUCAUGUGGUCGGUCAUAACCAGAGGUUCAGAGUCAUCCAUAACACAUUCAGGCGAUCCACAGAGACUAUCUCUCGGUACUUCCAGCAGGUGUUGUACGCCAUUGGGGAGCUCAGAGGUGAAAUGAUCAAGCCAGCAUCAAUGAACACACCAACCAAGAUCAAGAACAGCUACAGGUGGUUCCCCUAUUUCAGGGAUUGCAUUGGGGCUAUUGAUGGUACUCAUGUCACUGCAAAGGUACCGAGAUCAAUGUCUGCAGCAUUCCGCGGGAGGAAGCACUACAUCAGCCAGAACGUGCUAGCGGAUGUGGAUUUCGAUAUGAGGUUCACCUACGUGCUUGCUAGGUGGGAGGGUUCAGCUCAUGAUCCAGCAUCCUGGCCGACAACUUGUCAAGGCCUGAUGGGUUGCAAAUCCCUGACGGUAAGUUCUACCUUGGAGAUGCUGGAUAUGCAUGACGAUCUGGAAUUCUACCUCCCUUCAAAAAAACAAGGUUGGGGCGAGGAUGAGUUCUUCGAAGAGGUUGUCACUUUUGAUGAAGUAGAGACCGACCAUGGCGUGGAAGCAGGCGACAAUGAUGCCUGGAAGGUGAAGAUGCAAGAGUGGGCAGACGCAAUGUGGGAAGCCAGAGGCAACACCACCAUCUGA
This is a messenger RNA of Lolium perenne, 867 nucleotides long. The record is from RefSeq and is a predicted model, not a curated record. NCBI's taxonomy places the organism in Eukaryota, Viridiplantae, Streptophyta, Magnoliopsida, Poales, Poaceae.